Messenger RNA from Biomphalaria glabrata, 2196 nucleotides. RefSeq names its product signal recognition particle receptor subunit beta-like. NCBI's taxonomy places the organism in Eukaryota, Metazoa, Mollusca, Gastropoda, Planorbidae. Gene Ontology annotation, biological process: vesicle-mediated transport; intracellular protein transport. Gene Ontology annotation, molecular function: GTP binding. Bases 38 to 802 code for a protein of 254 amino acids. The record is from RefSeq and is a predicted model, not a curated record. The transcript is spliced from 7 exons. Gene Ontology annotation, cellular component: plasma membrane; cytoplasm.
CCCGGAAAUUAAACAACCAUUGACCUUUAUUAAAAAAAUGGCUGAAUUGGUAAACAUGUUGCUAGACUUGUUUCAAAGUGAAACCAAUGAUGGAACAUUUUAUGGCAUAGUAGUGGCUAUUAUUGUGGUACUUUUAUCUCUAGCUGUUUUCAUAAUUAGACGAAGUGGCCGAAGCAAACGUCAAGGCAUUUUGUUAUUGGGUAUAUGCGAGGCAGGGAAAACUCUGAUUUAUCUUCAGUUAUUGUAUAAAGAUUUCAUGACUACAUAUACAUCAAUAGAUGUCAAUUCUGGUGAAUUUUCUUUAAACGAGACUAAAAAAAAAGUGAGAAUCAUUGAUUUGCCAGGUAAUGACAGACUCAGGGGGCAGUUUUUGGAAGAAUAUAAAGGCACUGCCAGAGGCAUUGUGUUUGUUAUCAACAGUGCAACACUUCAGAGAGAAAUAAAGGAAGUAGCAGAAUUCCUGUACACUAUAUUGAGUGACAGAGUGAUCUCCAGCAAUUCUCCCCCUGUUCUUAUCUUGUGUAAUAAACAAGACUUGACCUCAUCCAAGAGUGCAGCUCUCAUCCGCAGUCAAUUGGAAAAGGAAAUGACUACUCUACGAAUUACUCGGUCCGCUGCUUUGAAAGGAGUUGGCGAUACUGCCAACAACAAUGCUUUCUUGGGCAAACGAGACAAGGAUUUUGAUUUCUCCGACUUGAAACCAAUAAGAGUUCAGUUUGCAGAGGGCAGUGCCCAGGGGAAGAAUAAGGAAGACUUACCAGAUUUACAACAGUUGUAUGCCUGGUUGAAUAAAGUUGCAUAGACAAAAAAGAUGAUAAAAUAUACUAGUAAAUUAUUGCCAAUAGAAAUGUUUACCAUCUAAGGUAGGGCAAGAUUUGUUGGCUCUGUUCAUACUUCCUGCAUUGAUACUUUUUGUUUUCUAUUGUAUUACAAAAUGUUUUUAAGUUCUAAGGCAUUGUAUUAGAUAUUAUUACAAGUCGUGACAUUAAUGUUUUUAUUGUCAUAAUGAGAUAACGUUACACAAUAAUUUCAUCUCUUUAUCUCAUAUUGUGCUUUCUGUUUGGACUUUGUUUAACAAUUGUGGUAUUAACUAAAGUUGUUUAACAGUUGUGGUAAUAUUUAAAUUUGUCCUACCAGUAUUUCACCAAAUCAUUUUCUUUCUUACACGUUCUUGAAGUUCUAAUGAUGCCUGUAGCUGUCAACUGAAAAAUUUAUUCCUAACAUAUUUCUGGCAGUUUUUCUCUUUGUCUAUAUACUUUAUUUGUUGUUUAUGGCCUUUUUUUUUUUCAAACCUGCUCAUUCUUAAAAGUCCAACAGUGUCCUCAAGUUCCUUAAUGAGGAAAAUGUGUGAAAUAAUGUUUUCAUUUUAGAGCCACAUUUGCACACAAAUUUUUAUGAAAUUGUGGAUUUUCGUUUCUUGUAUUGUUGUGUUGAUUGAAUGCUAUCUUUUUAUGCCUAUAUAGGCAAAGUUGCAGUUUCUAGUCCAAAAAAAAGUAUCAUAAAUGUUAAAUCUCAUUGGCACUUUUAUUGAGUGAAAUUUUCUUUUGUCUUUAGUUUUACAGUUCCCUUUUUUUCAGGGUUGAUACACAGAGCCUUUUUGUUCCCAGUACAGGUUAAGAAUGUAAUUGUUUUGAUUGGUUGAAAGUUCUUUUAACUUUACUUUUAUUCUCCUUCUGCUUGAUUUGAUCCAUUUAGGUGGUUCUCUGUUUCGGUGUCAGUUAAGAAUGUAAUGGUUUGCCAAACAACUUUAUUUAUACUUUAUUUCAAUUCCAUUUUUAGUACUUAGCAAUGUUGUAUCACACACAUCAGCUGUGAGAUGAUCAUUUCUCUUUAGCUUUGACAGGUUUUGGAACUUAUUUUGUUUUUCUUUGUUUUCUAUUUUUGUCUGAUUGAAGUGAAUUUCACUUGUAAUAAACUAUUAUUGUAGAAAUUUUUACUUGGCUGAUAAGGUUUUUUGUUUGAAGAAUUGUCUGUAUUUGCUGGGUGAAGGGAUUUCAUGAAUGGCAUUUAUCAAUUUCAAGUAAGAGCUUUUGAAAACAUUGUUAUAUUUUAAGAAUUUCAUGCGUUUGUUUGAUGAAAUAUGCCGGUUAAAUCUAUUUUAUUGUAUGAACUACUAUAUGUGUAUUAAAAAUGUGGCAGGGGGUACUUGAAUAUGUUUUGAAUGGUAAGAUCAUUAAUAAAACAUGAAUCAAACUA